GGGGGGAACUGAUUUGGUGUCACUGACAUCCCCAGUGACACCAAUACAGUGGUCAGUGCUAAAAAAAAGCACUGACACUGUACUAAUGGCACUGGGCAGGAAGGGGUUAACAUAGGGGCGAUCAAAGGGUUAACUGUGUGAUGGGAGUAUUUUACUGGGGUGGGGGGUUGGUGCUUCACUGUAAGCACACUGCACUGGAGGACUGUGCUGUGCACUGCCAUCCAGAGCGCACUGACACUGUACUAAUGGCACUGGGCAGGAAGGGGUUAACACGAGGGGCAAUCAAAGGGUUAACUGUGUGCAGGCAGUGUUUUACUAGGGAGCUGUGUCAG
Staurois parvus is the source of this 332-nucleotide messenger RNA. Lineage: Eukaryota; Metazoa; Chordata; Amphibia; Anura; Ranidae. The record is from the annotation of a GenBank genome assembly.